Molecule: messenger RNA, 3922 nt
Organism: Vombatus ursinus (common wombat)
Lineage: Eukaryota; Metazoa; Chordata; Mammalia; Diprotodontia; Vombatidae
Gene: CCDC15
Product: coiled-coil domain containing 15
Exons: 12
Coding region: 53-1702 (549 amino acids)
Cellular component (GO): centrosome
Source: RefSeq, a predicted model, not a curated record
UGAGCGGUUGUGGUUACUUAGCUGUGUUUUCGCGUUGGGGUCUGGGCUCCUGAUGGCUCGCCCCGGCCUGCAGCAGCUUUCCCUGACCAAAGGCGGGAUGGGGGUGCCGCCGCCAGGCCGGGCUGUCUUAUGUCCCCGGCCUUCCGGACGCCGCCCUCCUCCUGUCUUAACCCUACACUCGACUGUCUUUGCCCGCGCCCAGGAAUCACGGAUGUCUCAAAAAUCGGCACCAACCCGAAAGUCUCGAUGUGCCCCCUGGGUGGAACAAACCUUUGAGAAGAAUCGGGCCCUGCUGGCAGUGCUGGCUGAGAGGAAUGAGGCAGUGGCGCCUGUUGGGGCUUGGGUGGAGUGUGCCCCACAGUGUAGUGAGGAAGCCCCAGCAUCUGUUUCAGCAUCUCAGUUAGAAGAAGAAUUAAAGGAACAACAACGAUUAAAAGAAGAAGCUCUGAAACGCUUUCAGGAACAGGUGAAAAACAGAGUAAAUCAGCAAAUGAGGCUAAGAAAAAAACAGCAGCUUCAGAAAUCCUAUGAAGCAGCAGAAAAAGAAAGCACUGUAGCCAUGAAGUCUUCUGAUUCAGCCCCACACUUGACCCCUAAAAGUAGCAAAAACAUUUAUCAGAGCAGUUGGAAAAGUGCUAUCCGAAGUACUGGUCCCAGUUUGCUACCUACUCAGACUCUUGGUGAUACUGAAGAGGAAGAAAAAGAUGAAAAUGGAACAUUCCAACAGCAGGCCCUGGCUCUUAGCCAAACUGUGAAGCAAGCUCGUCAACAACUGGCUUCCCGAAAAACUGCAGAUGGGGAGAAACCAUUAGGACUUUCAGAAGAUAGCACAGAGAGCAACCCUCCCCAAGAGAAAAUAUAUUUUGGGCAGCUGUUAUCUGUUAGUGCAGAUGAGAAGGGUAUAGGAAAGCCCCCUCCUAACCAUCUUCCAGGAAAGAUACAGGACCAGGAGACUAAAGAGAAGACAUCAUCUGGUAUGAAAACUGAUAUCACCAGGGAGCCUGCAGAACGGACCGAAGAGAAGGGGGAGCCACAGAGAGUUCAUGAUGGUCCUCAGUCAGGAUUAAGAAGUGAAAUACAACAUUUACCAUCAUUUGAAUAUGGAAUAGACCAAGAAGAAGACAAGAAAGAGCGUCAAAAGCAGUACUUAAGAUACAGACGACUUUUCAUGGAUAUCGAGAGGGAACAAGUAAAGGAACUAGAGAAACAAAGAGAACUUAGGAAGAAAAUUGAAAGAAUUAAGAAAUGGAAAGAGCAGCAGCGUUGCAUUGAAGAGCAGAGGAUCCUGAGAAUGACCUAUCAGGAAGACCUGUGUUCUGGGGAGAAGACACGUGAGAUAUUAGCUGAUUUACAAUUGAAAGAUACAACAGGAGCAGCUACUAAAAAGCAGCAGAGGAGCAGAGAAUGUGUCAGAUAUAUAGAAGCUUUAAGAGCCCAGAUACAGGAGAAGAUGAAGUUGCAUAAUAUUGAUUUACCUCCAUUGUGCUGCUGUGGUUCUGAUUUCUGGGAUGCUCAUCCUGAUACCUGUGCCAAUAAUUGCAUCUUCUAUAAAAACCAUCAGGGUGUGUUUUUAGGAAAAUCAUACACUCAAGCACUACAUUCUGUCAUCUCAUCUUGUGAAAUUUCUGAAAGUAACUCAUCGAUGCGACACGCCAUCCACAGUUUUGCAUCUGUGCGCAGACGGAAUUGGAAGUUUCUGUAGCAGUAAGAAUCUGGCAUCAGUCUAUACUUCAAAUCAGCUCUACAGAGGGCAUUUGGAUUCAGCUGAUCAAGUGUGUGAUUCUAGGGAGUGGGAUUACCACAGGUAUCUACCUACUCUCUUGGAAGUUAAUCCUUGACUGAUGGUCUAAACUGUGCCUUAUGACAAGAAUACAGUUUGAGUCUAAGCCUAGUUUCUCAUAUGUGUAAAUCACACAAGUGCUGUUGUUUUAAAAGGUCAGCAGUCAGGCUGAGACAGUACUUGGAUGCUCUGCUGCUGAUCAAGAAGAGGUUUUGUGAAGACUUCUCUCUCAGAGAUUCUCAUCAUCAUCUGUUCAGAACUGGCAUUAUUUCAUUCUUUUGACCAAAGAUAAAAGUAUCUGGAUGGGGCAGGUGUUCAAAUGAAUUUCCAAGUAUCAGCAGUCAUCCUUAUUGUUUUCUUUUCUAGUUAUACGUAAGAAUCUGAGAUGGGAGACUUUGGAUUUUGAAACACAUUAUCAUCUCAAAUAUUUGUAUUUUCUACAUUACAAAAAAAAAAAAAAAAAACCUAAAAUGUUGCUUCUCCAAUUCCAUGACUAUUAACCUUGGAGGCAGAGUUUUUAUUUGCAUUUUUCUCUUUAGAAGCCUUAAGAAAAAGUAAAUAGUUCCUCUGUCUAUUGAGAAUCCUUGUGUGAAAGAAAUAAUAUUUGGAAAAACAAAACUAAACUUGAAAUAAAUCAAGUCUUUUGUAAUGUCCCAUUUUGAAUCAGUGAAUGAAAUACCAGUUUCCCUCCUGAGCAGAUAAAAUAAAAAUCCCCCUCCAUAAUACGAGCUUGAUUUGUCAUGGCAGCUUCCUGACCUGUUUUCAUCUGGUAAGUAAGUUAAUCAGGCAGGUGCUAGUCAGCACCUAAUGAUGAGACAUUUAAACUGGAUCUGAUAGAUGCCAAAAUAGUGGGUGGCAGAAAAACAUAUGUCAAGCUAUUCUUUGACUUGACCGUUUUUAAACUAAAUUAAUAGAUCAUUUCUGUCAAAAUGCUUGAAACCUAUAUGCCCAUAGCCCCAACCGUAAAGAAUUCUUCUCUUGACCUUUAUUUCAGUUUGACUCAGCAAAUGUUUAUUAAGCACCUCAUCUGUACAAAGCACUGAUUUUGAGAUGCUCUGCAGUAUCCUUUCUUCUUAACUCAAAUAUGUGGACUGUAUGGUCUGCAAAAUCUGUUGCUGCUCUAAAAGUCUGUACUUGUGUGGUCUUUUGAUUUGCCUGUGGUCACUUGCUGAGUUGGUAGUGGGACCAGGGUAGGGUUAAUCUUUACCAAGGCCUAGUGAAUUCUGUUUUCCCAACUAGGGCUUCUUGCCAUUCUAGCAAAUUCAUCCUUGAUUGAAGUGUCAGCACUUUGGUUGUGGUUUACUAUCGUCAGUUUUAUUUUUAUUGUAUUGUAGAAUUAUUAAGAACCUAACUGCCCUCCAGGAAGAAACCUAGGUCUCAUGUUCCCUAACUAUAAUGUAGCAAAACUUGUUCAGAUUAAAUUGGGAGUCUAAAAUACAAGCUUAAGGAAAUGAGAACUUUGAAGAUCAAUUCUGCCAGGUUCCCCAGAUUAACACAGAUUAUAAUUUCCUGGACUUUAUCAUAAGAAAAGUUCAGAAAAUUGCAUUGGUGAAUUUCAGAGAAAUUUUUUUCUUCUUUUGGGAAAAAAUUAAUUUUGGGUCUCGUGUGAAAAUUGGAAGGUAUGCUGUCAUUUCAAUUGGAAAUCUGAAUAAGAAUGAAUUUGAUUUUUCUACUAAAAUUCCAAAAUUCUUUACAUUGCCUUUGAUGUAUUUGGUCACCAGCAACUUUGAAAGAGUGUUUAUAUGCCUACUUAUUAAGUUCAGUGCACUUAACUCUGAAAGUCUCUAGAGAUGAUUUUGUUGGGUUUUCCAUUGGAUUCUUUUUAAACAGAGACAGCAUGAUGUCCUAGAAUAAGUACUCACCCUUGGAAGUAAGAAAAUCACAGUUCAAAUUUUCUAGCUCUGCUACUAACUGACCGAGUGACCUUGGCUUAAGCUUUCUGAACCUGUUCCUUAUCUGUAAAAUGAGGGAGCUGGACUAGAUGACCUCUAGCAUUGUUUACGUGGACAGAAAGAAGGCUUCCACAUUCAGUUCCUGGCUGCUUCUCUGAUUCUUUCUAAGAAAAAGGUCCUGCUUUUCAGUUUUUCUGAUGUUAGAUGGAUAAUUUAUUUUAUGUACCAUACCCUCCUGGGCAAUAAUUCU